UUCGACAUUCGCUUGUGGAGACACCCCAAACAGCAGACAUCUGUCUGCGUCCUUUCGUUGAAUCACCCCAGGACACUCUUUACUGGGUUACGGCUUUCCUGCCUCCACCAUUCGUCACUCCUUCGACAUGGUGUCCAAUCUUUUCACCAUCGCCACGGCUGUUGCCGGUUUCGCUCCUUUUGUGUCUGCCUUCGAUGCCCAGGCAAAAUCCAACCUUGCCAUCUACUAUGGCCAAGGAUAUGCCCAGCAACGAUUGAGCCAUUUCUGCCAGGAAACCUCGUUGGAUAUUAUCAAUAUUGGGUUCAUCGAUGUGUUCCCGGAUCAGGGCAAGGGCGGAUGGCCGGGUAGCAACUUUGGAAACCAAUGUGAUGGACUAACUUACCAGGUUGACGGCGUUUCGACACAGCUGCUCUCCGGCUGCCACCAGCUGGUAGAAGAUAUCCCCAUCUGCCAGGCGGCAGGAAAGAAAGUCUUCCUGUCUCUUGGUGGUGCCUCUCCCGACGACUACAAGAUCCUCUCAGAGGACUCUGCUACUUCUUUUGCUGACUUUCUCUGGGGCGCUUUUGGUCCGAAAACGGAUUCAUGGACGCUGAACAAUGGGCCCCGUCCGUUCGGGGAUGUGGUUGUUGAUGGAUUUGAUUUCGAUAUUGAGCACAAUGGUGGUUUUGGUUAUGCGACCAUGGUUGAUCGGUUCAGACAGCUCUUCGCCCUUGUCCCCGAGCGUACCUUUUAUAUUUCCGCUGCCCCUCAAUGCCAGAUUCCCGAUGCACAGCUCAGUGAUGCAAUUGCCACAUCUGCAUUUGACUUCAUUUGGGUGCAGUUCUACAAUACCGCUGGCUGCGCCGCCAGUGACUUCGUUGAUGGUGUUAGCACCGGCUUCAACUUCGAUAGGUGGGUGAAUGUCAUCAGACAAGGGGGUAACCCAGAUGCGAAGCUCUAUGUGGGAUUGCCUGCCAGUACGAGUGCUGCGGGAGCAAGCUUCUACCUCACCCCAGAGGAAGUAUAUCCCCUAGUGGAUACGUAUAUGGGUCUCUACCCGGACACUUUUGGGGGUAUCAUGCUUUGGGAAGCAACUGCCUCGGACGAGAACCGGUUUGGUAAUGGGACCUUCGCCGACAAGAUGAAGGACAUUCUCCUUGAACUUGAUCCCACGCCAGAGCCUACCCCUUCACCGUCCAGCAGUGUUGUUGCGUCGAGCACUCCUGUCGCCACGAGCACUCCUACAACCACGAGCACCCCUACGGCUACAAACACCCCUUCAGCAUCAAGCACUUCUUUAGCCACGAGCACUCCUUCGGCUUCAAGCAGCUCGGGGCUAUCGAGCACUCCCGAAUCGAGCAGCGCGUCUGCAUCAAGUAGCCCUGUGGCCUCCAGUUCUGUUGUUGUUACCAGUUCUGUUGUUGCACCCACCUCCGUUGUCGCACCUACCUCUACUGUGACUUCCGGCUCUGCUGUCGCUUCCAGCUCCGUCACUUCUAGCUCUGUUGCAUCCAGCUCUGUUGUCACAUCCAGUUCUGUUGUUACGUCCAGUCCUGUCGCUUCCAGCUCCGUGACUUCCAGCUCCGUCAUUGCUUCCAGCUCUGCUGUGUCUUCCAGCUCUGUGGUUUCCAGCUCUGUGGUUUCCAGCUCUGUUGUCGCAUCCAGUUCCGUUGUUGCACCUACCUCUGUUGUUACGUCCAGUCCUGUCGCAUCCAGCUCUGUUGUCGCAUUCAGCUCUGUGACUUCCAGCUCCGCCAUUGCUUCCAGCUCUGUGGUUUCCAGCCCUGCUGUCGCACCCAGCUUUAUUGUGACUUCAAGUACCCUUGUUGCAUCGAGCACCCUGAAGACGUCGAGCAGCCCCAUUGCCUCGAGCUCGCCCGUGGUGUCGAGCUCCUCUGUUGCACCAAUCUCUCCUGUGGUGUCAGGCACUCUAACGCUGUCAAUCAGCCCAUCUGUGUCAAGUACCCCUAUUAUUCCAAGCUCGGCCGCAACGUCGAGCUCUGCUGUGGCAUUGACCUCUCCCGCAUCAAGCGCUCCUGUCCUGUCAGGCUCCACUGUGACGUUAAGCACUCCAGUGGCUUCAAGUUCAGCGUUGUCCAGUAGUCUCUCAGCAUCAAGCACUCCUGUAAAAUCGGGUAGUUCAGUCGUACCAGGCUCUUCCACUCCUUCAAGCAGCCCUGUUCGUUCGACACCACCUGUUGCCACGGGGAAGUCAUCCAGCGCUCCCGUCAUCUCGAAAUCCUCUUCCACAGUGGUUGCAACUCUCACCACCUCUUCUGGGUCACUGACCUCCUCCGGGAUCGUUGGGGUUUCUGCAACUUCGUCGUCCACCCUGGCACAGUUGUCUAGCACGCUGUCGCUGUCGAGCUCAUCCGUGGCCUCUGGUGAACCAGCCCCAUCUGGUUCCGCUGUCGGCAGCAGCACAGCUUCUGCAUCCAGUGCCCCUGGGAACACAACCUACUCGAUCUCGACCACCCAGACUAUUGUUGCGACUCAGUCAAGUUCGUCGGUUCUCUCAGGACAGCCUAUUUCCUCGAUCUCAGGAACAACAACUCUGCCAGUGACUUCUUCCCCAAGCGAGCCAACCAAUCCCACCGCAGCAAGCUCGAUCACAACGGGGAGCGCAGAUGCUUCAUCGAGUUCCUCCAUCGCUUCCGGUGAAUCGACGUCUUCCGAACUGGUUGCACCGGUGACCUCGUCCAGCACGUCAUAUGUGUCAACCUCAUCGAGCCCAGUCGUUACCACCGGUCUGCCGAUUUCUUCUGGUAUUUCGUCCUCGUCUGUUAACCCGUCGCCGUCAAGCUCGGGUACCGAGUCUACUGGCUCAGCAUCAGGUCAGGCAGGAGCAUUAACUACUCACAAGCCGUCGGGUGGCUCGGAGACAUCCAGCACUCCAAACUCCUCCGGUGCUACUUCCAAGGGAUCGGGUGCUCAAGAGAGCUCCAGUGCCACAGAUCAUGCAAGCACUCUUUCCCCAUCGUACACGGCGCUUCCUGUUGGCACAUCAUCAGGUCAAACAGACAGCCCGACGACAUCCCCAACGAGUGUCCCAGGGGGCAACGGAAGCGGAGCCGCUCCAAUCACUUCCAGCAUUACGUCGGGGCAUGGGGCACUGCCAGUCGCAUCUAGUGGAUCGGUCUCAGAGCCCGUCUCCACCACCACGGUCAUCGUGACUUCUUACAUUGACAUUUGCCCAGAAGGCUUCACCACGAUCACUACGAGCUAUACCUCAACCUACUGGCCAGCAACAGUCUCCGCAACUGCCACCGUCACCAAGCCUCCUGGAAUCCCAGCGCAGGCCACUAUCCCCAGUGUUCCCGAGGGCUGGACCACGACCGUUACGGUCUGCACACACUGCGCUCCAACUCCGACCACCGUGACUCUUACUCUGCCAGCCACCAUUUCGUCGUCUGGACUAGCAUCGUCGGCCAAGGCGCCCAGUACUGGUGAAGGCUGGACUACGACGGUCAGUGUCUGCACCGACUGUGGUCCUACACCGACCACUGUAACUCUGACCUUGCCGGCCACCAACCUGCCAUCGGGGCUGGCGUCUUCUACCCAGGCGCCUCAUUCUGGUGAAGGUUGGACUACGACGGUUAGUGUCUGCACCGACUGCGGCCCUAUGCCUACUACCGUAACUGUCACGAUCCCUGUCGGUUCUGCCACAGGCAUUGAAACCCCCUCGGUCAAGCCUUCCGGCGUCCAGCUUACUGGUGAGAGCUCACCAGGUCAAACUGCCCCUCCCGCCCUCGUAUCGACAGCCGUCACCACCUCCACGGCUGUUGUGCCCCCAAGCCACUCGUCUUCCAGCCGGCCCGUGAUCCUUGGAACCGGCGGUGUCCGUGCCUCGUCGACCUUGCAUAUCCAACCGUCCCAGAGCGGGUCCCGAGUGCCCACAGCUCCCAGUGGUAUGCCCGAAGGCGUAUCGCCGGUGUUUACUGGGGCCGCUUCGCGGGGGUCCGAACUGCGCCACGGAGCCGGUGCUAUGACUGCAUUUGCGCUAUUCCUGUUGGCUACGAUGUAACCGACAUCUUUGCACCCAGGCUUACGAUAUACUUUGCACGAGAACCAACAAAGUUUGGAUGAAAACCUUAGGGGAUCUGGUGGAUGUAAUGCUUUAUCUGAAGGACGACAUUCCCUGCUCACGCAUGUAUCUAGUUCUAUUCUGUCAGCGCCAGCUGUACUCUUCAUGACCCACUGUAUUAGUUAAUUAAUGUCCUUCGUUCCACCCAG
Messenger RNA from Aspergillus sclerotioniger CBS 115572, 4212 nucleotides. RefSeq names its product class III chitinase ChiA1 (gene chiA1). Bases 128 to 4003 code for a protein of 1291 amino acids. Gene Ontology annotation, cellular component: extracellular region. The transcript has 3 exons. Gene Ontology annotation, molecular function: chitinase activity. Gene Ontology annotation, biological process: carbohydrate metabolic process. NCBI's taxonomy places the organism in Eukaryota, Fungi, Ascomycota, Eurotiomycetes, Eurotiales, Aspergillaceae. The record is from RefSeq and is a predicted model, not a curated record.